GUCUACAUGUUUGUUGCUAUUUGACAACAGUUCGCUUGUGAUCUUAGCGUACAGUAGAUUUAUAGUGCACAACAGUUUCUGCACAUCGAACGUUCGUGGUGCAUUUCAUUUGAUGUUUAGUAUUAUUUAUGUCAUCUAGGUUAUGUUCCCGAGUUUGGCGAUAGAGAAAAUUGUUUUACUAUUCCUUCACACAGAACAGCUAGUUUUCCCGUUUUACCGAUUUAAAUAGUUUUAGCAUUGCCUCGUAGGCCGAGACGGUCGCUCUAGUGUUAUGUGUGUCACCGGUACUGGACGUCUCUUCUUUCAAGAAACCAGAACACAAAGUUAAAACCAGAUAUGUUCAAGCCAACCAGCCCAGUGCAGCUUUCUCCUGUGGAGGAGCAGGAGAAGCUGCUGGAUGAGGCCCUUGGUGUGGUCAAGGUGCAGGCCUUCCAGAUGAAGCGCUGCCUAGAUAAGAACAAGCUCAUGGAUGGGCUAAAGCAUGCAUCCACUAUGCUCGGUGAACUGAGAACGUCGUUGCUGUCACCUAAGAGCUAUUAUGAACUUUAUAUGUCAAUCACAGAUGAAUUACGUCACCUAGAGCUCUACCUCCUGGAUGAGUUUCAAAAGGGUCGAAAAGUUGCAGAUCUCUAUGAACUGGUGCAGUAUGCAGGCAAUAUUGUUCCUAGGUUGUAUCUGCUGAUUACUGUAGGUCUUGUUUACAUAAAGACUGGCACAUGCCGCAAGCGUGAUUUAUUGCGUGAUUUGGUGGAGAUGUGCCGCGGGGUGCAGCAUCCCCUGCGUGGUCUCUUCCUUCGCAACUAUCUUUUGCAGUGUACACGUAAUGUGCUGCCCGAUGUUGCAGACGUAGAUGAUGAAGCUGAGGGAACGGUGCGAGAUUCAAUUGAUUUUGUAUUAAUGAACUUUGCUGAGAUGAAUAAACUGUGGGUGCGUAUGCAACAUCAAGGACAUUCAAGGGAUAGAGAGAGGCGAGAAAAGGAACGUGAGGAGUUAAGAAUUUUGGUUGGGACAAACCUUGUGCGUCUUUCACAACUGGAGACAGUCAACCUUGAUAAGUACCGCAAGCUUGUGCUACCAGGAAUUCUCGAGCAAGUUGUUAGUUGUAGGGAUGCAAUUGCUCAGGAAUACCUGAUGGAAUGCAUCAUACAGGUGUUUCCAGACGAGUUUCACCUUCAAACUCUGCACCCGUUCCUCAAAUCUUGUGCAGAACUCCAGCCAGGUGUUAAUGUAAAGAAUAUUAUAAUAUCACUGAUUGACAGAUUAUCAACGUUUUCACAACGUGCGAGUGAAGGAGAGGCUGCAUUGCCCAAUGAUGUGCAGCUAUUUGAUGUGUUCUCUGAUCAGGUUGCAACUAUCAUACAGUGCCGCCAGGACAUGCCAGCAGCUGACAUAAUAUCCUUGCAAGUAUCACUUGUGAACCUGGCUCACAAGUGCUACCCUGACAGGGUGGACUAUGUAGACAAGGUGCUGCUCACUACUGUACAAAUAUUCCAGAGGCUUGGUAUUGAUAGGAUUGAAUACAACACACCUCUUGCUCGUGAACUGACAAGACUGAUGAAGAUUCCAGUGGACCAUUACAGUAACUUGCUAACAGUAUUGCAACUGGAGAACUACCCAUCUGUACUGGAACACUUUGACUAUCAUGGCCGUAAAUCGCUUGCAGCCUAUAUUGUCAGCAAUGCUCUGGAAAAUGAGACAUAUGUCUCCAAUCAGGAACAGGUGGAUGCUGUAUUAGCAAUGAUUUCGCCACUGGUCCAAGAUCAGCCAGACCAGCCUGCAGCUGAAGAUGACCCAGAGGACUUUGCAGAAGAACAAGGACUUCUUGGAAGAUUUAUACACCACCUGCGUUCUGACACUCCUGAUCAGCAGUACCUCAUCCUAAGCACUGCACGGAAACACUUUGGAGCAGGUGGAAACAGAAGGAUCAAGUACACUCUGCCACCAAUAGUGUUUCAGGCAUACCAGCUCGCUUUUAAGUACAGGGCCAUCAAGGACCAGGAUGACAUGUGGGAGAAGAAAUGUCAAAAAAUCUUCCAGUUCUGCCAUCAGACUAUCAGUGCUCUUAUGAAAGCUGAUUUGGCUGAGUUGCCACUAAGACUUUUUCUACAGGGAGCUUUGGCCGUUGGUCGUGUGGGUUUUGAUAAUCAUGAAACAGUUGCAUAUGAAUUUAUGUCUCAGGCAUUCUCACUGUAUGAGGAUGAAAUCUCGGACAGCAAAGCCCAGUUGGCAGCUAUAACACUGAUUGUAGCAACUGUGGAGCAGACUUCCUGUUUUAGUGAAGAGAGCCAUGAACCGUUACGGACACAGUGUGCACUUGCAGCUUCUAAACUGCUGAAGAAGCCAGACCAGUGUCGUGGUGUUGCCACGUGUGCGCAUCUCUUUUGGUCUGGAAAGAGCCUCGCAACUGGUGGCAAGGAGAUUCAUGAUGAAAGGCGUGUUUUGGAAUGCCUGAAGAAAGGUGUUCGGAUCAGCAGCCAGUGCAUGGAUCCACUGGUUCAGAUGCAGCUCUUUGUUGAAUUGCUCAAUCAUUACAUAUACUUCUAUGAGAAGGGAUGUGAACAGGUUACUGUGACAAUGCUGAAUCAACUAAUUGCAAAGAUCAGUGAGGAACUGCCAAAUCUAGAAGCUAGUGAAGAAACUGACCAGAUAACAAAACACCUCAGCAAUACAUUAGAUCACCUUCGCAUGCGACUAGAAUCUCCUGAAUCUGAUGGUCCCUCUUACGAGGGACUAGCUAUCUAGUUCAUUUUGGAUGGCAUAUUGAUUGUCUGAACAUGCUGUUAUAGGUCUCCAUUGGUAAUUGAUUUGACUUGGUGGAUAACGUGUAUACAAAUAUUUGCUUUGGAGAUGUUAUCAUUGAUGGUGCAAUGUUGGUGUGAUACAAUCUACAACAGAGAUUUGUUUCUGCUGUCUCAUAAUAAACUUCCUAGCAACUGUCAAGUACAAAAUUCCAUGGCCUGAUCAGUGACACACAACUGUGUAUUGUUUUGGUAAUAUUAGAAUAUGUCUGUCUGUGAAACUUUGAAACUGAUGGUGUUGUGUUUAUGGAAUGAUGCUUAACUUUUGUUGAUGUGGGAAGGUAUUUUUACAGUUGUCGAUAAUUAUUGUUAAAGUUGAACUUCCUCAUCAUGAAGGAUUAAACAACAGCGAAACCUGCAUAAAAAAUCUUGUAAGUCUUUUUCUGAUUGCACAAUUGGUGAUAAGAGUAACUGAGCUUAAUCACAGUGAUUAGCAAUGCUCUGACUGACAAUGUGAUGUGAUUUCAAAUUUCUGCUAAAAUUCAUGCAAAAUAUCUUUAACAUUGUGAUCCUUUAUCUCGUUAAUGUAUGUCAGAAAUCUAGUCAGGGGUCUAGAGAACACUCUAGUUCCUGUUUAACAAGCAAAAGCUCUAAUUACAAUUGGUGCAGAAGUUUUCCACACUGCAGUCCUCAAAAAUAUGUAUGGACAAAGUCUAUGUGGAUAAGAAAGAAAUCUGUUGUGAAGCCAAGGAAUCUCAAAACAUAAGAUAAAUAAAAAUCAAUCAACAUGCACGGGUGUGUGUAGUGGGGGAGGGGGGCUGCACAUGUGUGGGUCUGGCAGCUUCAUGCAUGGGUUUCAACACUGUUAUCAUACUCAUUUAUUUCUUAGCAGUGGCAUUAGUAUUAUUAUUGUGAUUCAAUUAAUACAGUUUGGACAGUCAUUUUAUUUUGUGUAAUGUCAUACUAAUUAUAUCAACAUUUUCACAUUGUAUGUUCUUCAAAGUGUAUUGACAACAAUCCUUAUCCAUAUCACUUGACCUUAGCUGAUAAUUCAUGUGACUGAGUGGGAUAUUAACAAUUAAAUUUUUCCCUUGUUAAAAUACAUUAGGACUUCUUACCAAAUUUUCCUGGAGUUGUCAAAGUCUCUUCUUCGCAUGAGCAGAAAUUACCUGUGCAAUCAGGUGAUAGUGAAGUCACUGCCUAAAUUUGUGGCACGCUAUAUGAAAAAUUAUCAAUUAAUGAAGUCUAUAUAUGGUGCAGAACUAACGAUUUCUUCAUUUAGGUGACUUAUUAUGAAAGAAUUUAAAUGGGAUUUGAGUUUUAGAGCAGAUUGUAGGAUUUUUAAAUUUUGACACACACACACACACACACACACACACACACACACACACACACACACACACUUAAUUCUUAUCUAUUAAGUCACUGUAAAUGUAAGGUUUCGUGAUGUGUCCUGCAAAAUGCUCUGUUGAUCAUAUUGUUUCCCUUUUGAUUAUGUUCAUAUGUCAAAAAGCACAUCAUCUUGCCAUUGGAAACUUAAUUGUGUGCAUGUGAAUGAUUCUUGCCAAACUUUAAAUCUAACGUAAAGCUGAUGUCAGCAGUAAAUGCAUAUUUGUUAAUCAAAACAGUAUCAGAGAAUACUGCUUCCAAUGGCAGUUUAUAUGCCUUAGACAAUUGUAUACUCACGUCUCUCUCUCUCUCUCUCUCUCUCUCUCUCUCUCUCUCUCUCUCUCUCUCUCCCCCCCCCCCCCCCUCUCUGAAGUUACAUCAUUUGCAUUUGCUUAUCCCAAGGAUCUAAUUGGGACAUAAAUUUCCUACGAAAUGUGCAGCUUUUUUUCCCCAAUUUUCCCCAUAUUUUAAAUAAGUUUCACUUAAAGUCUUAUUUCCAUGUGAAAUAAUCAGCUCAAAAUUAUGGUGCAUCUCUCAUUAGUGCCUCUUCAGUCUUGCCUUUUCUUUUGUUAUCUCAAUUUCAUUGUAUUCUGAACACACACAAACAUUUCUUGAAACUAUCCGCACAUUCCACAUGCUUGUCGCUCAUGCCUAUUAAUUAUUGCAGUAUGCAACCUUCAAAAAAUGUUAAAAGAAACCAAAAGGCUAUAUCUCAGUAGUCUUGGAGCUUAUGAAAAUCAUCAACUUACAAUGAAUAGGAUUUGACUCACAGUAUCAGGUGCUAAUAUUCUAAGAACAUUUUCAUUUAGGGCAAUGCAGAUAUUAAAACAGACACACAAUUAUGUGAAAGAGCUGAACUGUAUUUUCUACCUAUAUAUGAAAGUGGGUCAGUGGUAAACUAUUUACCAUGAAAAUAUUUGUUACUGUUUUAAUUUUCAGAAUAAUGGAAAUGAUUCAUACAGAUCAUGGUUGAAAAAAAUUUGUAUUGUUAUAUUCAUUAUUUAAUAUAUAUAUUAUAGUGCCUGUUUUGGAAAUUCCUAUUGUGCAAACCAUCAUUUUGUUUUUACUAGUCUUUGUUUCCCAUUGUGUGUGAUAUAUUGUACAAAUAUAAAUCAUGUUGUGUACAUAUUUAUUACAUCUGUUGUUGCAGAUUUCAUGUGAAUAUUACAUAGUUCCAUUCAAUUGAAUUUUGUCUGAACUGUAAAUAGACUUCAGGGUGAGUCGUAGAUUUACCUUAUUUCCAGUUAACUAGUUUAGGCAUUAAAUAUGUAAUUUUUUUACAAAAUGAGUAAAAUAAAAUUUGUAAUGAAGA
Molecule: messenger RNA, 5439 nt
Organism: Schistocerca americana (American grasshopper)
Lineage: Eukaryota; Metazoa; Arthropoda; Insecta; Orthoptera; Acrididae
Gene: Vps35
Product: vacuolar protein sorting-associated protein 35
Exons: 16
Coding region: 337-2742 (801 amino acids)
Biological process (GO): retrograde transport, endosome to Golgi; intracellular protein transport
Cellular component (GO): retromer complex; retromer, cargo-selective complex; late endosome
Source: RefSeq, a predicted model, not a curated record